GUAUACCGCGCGACGCGCGUUCGACCGCACGACGGGUCGAUCUCGCUUCGGAGACGCAUGGUUAGCGUAAAUGUCAAACUUUAAACCGUUCUUGUCAAAUUGGUGCGUGUGAAUUGUGGCCAAUGGCACCUCUCGGAUGACAAUGUACGAUCUUGUGUGUUCCCGUCUUCAAGCGCACACGGCCAGUGCUAAAAGAGUCCUGAAUUAUUCAACGGAAUAUUUUACGUCCAAAAAGCCGAUUGCACCAUACACGUUCCUAGACAUAAUGCAAGAAAGAUUACAAAGACCUUUCUGACUGGAUUCGAUUAAUAAAAAUGCCAGUCAACCGUAUUCCAACUAGGGUAAUGGAUUUAGAAUUAAACCGGAACAUUUAGCUUAAAGAAAGAGUGACGUAAAGCAUGUAAAUUAAAUCGAAACUUGAUGACAAUAGAUUCUGAAGGUAGCGUCGGUAGCCGAAACGUGAACCGUCAUUGAAAUUAUGUUCGUUAGACCGUCUUAGGACUAGUUGAUUGAUAGAAAUGUUGCCAAAAUAGGAAUAAGUAGUUAAGUGAUAGUGAUGAUGACGUCACUGCUGCGUUUUCUGUUGCCGGCGACGAUCGUAGCGCUAGCGACCGGCACGGGAGAGUGGAGCGAGGAUGCUGAAGACUUAGUGUCAACAGUGGACGUGGACGCAGUGCUGGGCCGCACGGCGUCGCUGCCCUGUGACGUCACGCCGGACACCAACGAAGACCGCGUCUACAUGGUGCUCUGGUUCAGGAAGAGUGGCGGCAAGCCUAUAUACAGUUUCGACGUUCGUGGCCGCUCGUUCAACAAAGCCUUGCAGUGGUCAGACCCAGGCGCGUUCGGCCCACGCGCAUAUUUCGCGACCGUCGCCAGACCAGCUGCCUUAUCGCUCAGCUCGGUUCAGCUUGAUGAUGAGGGCGUCUAUCGCUGCAGGGUCGACUUCAAGAAUUCCCCCACCAGGAACUUCCAGAUUAAACUCACUGUUAUAGUGCCGCCCCAUCAGAUGCUGUUAUACGACAAGUCUGGAGCCGACGUGUCUGGCGUGGUCGGACCUCAGGAGGAAGGCUCAGCUUUGGUUCUAGUUUGCGAAGUACGCGGCGGUCGUCCAGAACCAGUGGUAUCGUGGCUGAUCGAUGGAUCCCCAUCUCCACAGUACAUCGGCGUGAAGACUGAUACACACGUUGUGGUGAACCGGCUGGAGCUGCAGCAUCUGAAGAGGGAGGACCUCAAUAGGACCUUCAAGUGCCGGGCGGCUAACACGCAUCUAGUGCCGCCACAGGAGAAGAUUGUUAGGCUGGAGAUGAAUCUGGCUCCCGUGUCAGUGGCCCUCCUGAACCGACCUCAGCAACUCAUAGCGGGGUCGGCUUCCACUUUGAGGUGUAUUGCUGAAGGCAGCAGACCCUCAGCUGAAAUAACCUGGUUUAAGGAUAACAGGAGUUUUGAAAAGGAGAAGGUAACCCAAUAUUCAAAUGAAACACUGUCAAUAAGCACCCUAGUAUACUCUCCAACGCCAUCAGACAACGGCGCGGUGGUCAAGUGCGUCGCUGUCAACCCCUCGCUGCCGACCAAAGCGAUCGAUGAUCACUUCUCGCUCAAUGUUGUAUACAGCCCGCUAGUGACUCUAUCGCUGGGCAGCACGCUGAACCCUCAUGAUAUCAAAGAGGGAGAUGACGUCUACUUCGAGUGUAACGUACGCGCCAACCCUAGGGAACAUCGGAUAUCCUGGUAUCAUAAUGACAGGCCGGUGACGCAGAACAUGUCAUCAGGUAUCAUCCUCAGCACGCGGUCGCUGGUGCUGCAGAAGGUGACCAGACAAGAGGCGGGGGGGUACUCCUGCAGAGCGGCCAAUACAAGGGGGGAAACGUCCAGUGACGUUGUCCGGUUGAGGGUGCAGUAUGCUCCAGUAUGUGGGGAUUCGUCUCCACAAGUAGUGGGAGCAGCGUUGGACGAGGCGCUGCGCGUGCGUUGCUCGGUGCACGCCGACCCCUCUGAAGUUACCUUCUUGUGGCAAUUCAACAAUAGUGGAGAGAGCUUCAAUGUUUCGCCCGCUAGAUACGGCACAGUAAAUGGCAGUAUCAGUGAGCUCCGGUACACCCCAGCUAGCGAGAGAGAUUACGGCGCAUUGACAUGCAGAGGCGCUAACGCAGUAGGUCGCCAGGAGCAACCGUGUGUCUUCCAAAUAGUUCCUGCAGCUCGCCCGUCUCCUCCACGCAACUGCACAGUAACGGCCGGCAACAACUCGAAUUCCAUUGAAGAUGACCACGAAGACAUGGGAGACGCCCUCGUAGUCCGUUGCGUCGCCGGAUACGACGGCGGUCUACCCCAGCUGGUCGUGCUGGAAGCCCUGGACUCAGUCAGCGGGAAGAUAAAGUUUAAUGUCACUGCCAAUGAGACUGAUGGCGUCGCAAUGUUCUUAGUGCCAGCUGCCGUUCUGUACAUAAGUGGCAAUUCACUUCGCCUCACAGUACAUUCAAGGAACGAUAAAGGCGCAUCAGAACGAAUCAUGGUUCACGCACUGGCAUACCAGGAUCCCGAGAGACGAACUGAUGGAAGUAACGGGCUAAUGGCAGGGGUAAGCAAGUCGACAUUUUGGAUGAUCAUCCUCACCGCCAUCAUAUGCGCAGGCGCCGCGAUUUUCACAGCAUACUUCUUAAGGAAAAAAAGGGCUGGGACCCCAGCAAAACAGCAGUCUUCAGAGCUUCAGCUAAACGCGGGCGAUGGCCAGUAUGUGGUUGCCUUCACCCUGAAACCUCCGAAACAAGCUCAGCCGGACAUUUUAAAUCCACAACCUGAUGCAGAUCCGCCAGAUGCAAAAUGCGUAGAGGCAAGCCGAAAUGGCGGCGUCCAAGAUACGGAGUGGACGAGUGGACUCGGCCACCACACGGAAGAUUCUAGAAACGUUUUAUCUCCGCCAAGGACGUCAAGCAAAGUCACGACAAACAACAUGACUUUGAGUAGGAGAGAGCAUCUCAUAGCAGAAGAAAUUCCCGGUCCCGAGAGUUGUGUAUAAAAUAAAAAAAUGUAUAAAUUUGUAAUUUUUGUACAUAGUAAUUGUAUUUAAUGACUGUCAAAUUGUGAUAAACGUAUUGUAAAUAAAUAACGAAUCAAAGAAAUAAAGAGAAGUGCUAAAGUAUAA
Molecule: messenger RNA, 3139 nt
Organism: Plodia interpunctella (Indianmeal moth)
Lineage: Eukaryota; Metazoa; Arthropoda; Insecta; Lepidoptera; Pyralidae
Product: neural cell adhesion molecule 1-like
Exons: 18
Coding region: 557-3013 (818 amino acids)
Source: RefSeq, a predicted model, not a curated record